Messenger RNA from Schizophyllum commune H4-8, 2610 nucleotides. RefSeq lists its product as uncharacterized. Gene Ontology annotation, molecular function: DNA replication origin binding. The transcript is spliced from 5 exons. Gene Ontology annotation, cellular component: nuclear origin of replication recognition complex; nucleus. Gene Ontology annotation, biological process: DNA replication initiation; DNA replication; regulation of DNA-templated transcription. Lineage: Eukaryota; Fungi; Basidiomycota; Agaricomycetes; Agaricales; Schizophyllaceae. The coding region runs from base 1 to 2610 and encodes 869 amino acids. The record is from RefSeq and is a predicted model, not a curated record.
AUGGCGGCUGCAGCUGAUGAGGAAGCGACACCGCGCAAGGUUCCCGCGACACCUACGCGCCGCCGUAAAGUGCGAACCCCCUCACCUGCUGAGGAUGACGACGAAGAUCUACCUCCUGGACCUCCAGCACCUCUGUCAGUGCAACGAGCGCGGCGGGCGGCUGCUGGAGCGUCGCCCAGGAAAGCACCGACACCUUACAACAGGACAAGGGUGCCACCUUCAUCCGACGCCGAUGAGCCGGGGAACAACACUAGCGAGGCAGCCGACGAGGAUACAAGCCCCUCCGCGACACCCACGAAGCGUGGUCGCGGACGGCCACGCACAACACCCGCGACGCGCUCACCGCGCAAGAGGGCAGCGCCUGCACCCCCACCCCUCUACGAGGAAUCCGAAGAUGACGGACUCGCACCCCUGCCCCGACAUCCAAGCAGCCCUUCGAAGCGCCGCGCGCAGAUAGCCGCCGCCAGCCCUGCCAAACCGCGCGUCUUGCCUCGCAAGAAGACUGCCGCAUCCACCUCACUGAGCUCCUUGACGGACAGCGAAGCCGACGACCAUCUACCCUUGGCUAGCAAUCGCGCGCAGGAAACUGGGCCUCCGCUCAGGCAAUUCCCUACUUCGUUCAACAAGACUGCGAUACCGGAUUCUUCUGAUGCUGAGGCCGGCACGAGCGAGGGCGGGCUGGAGGAUGAAAGCCCGACCGCGACCCCGACGAAACGUGCCCGUGGUAGAACAAGCGCGUUACGCAUACCCACUCAGUCACCGCGCAAGAGUCAGUCGCCCCGCAAGACCGCGACCUUCGCUCCAAAUCUGGGCUCCGAGGCCGACGACACCGACGCCGACGACUUCCCGCCUACACCUUCCUCCCCUGCUAAAUCAGCUCGCAAAGCCGUCCCCACCUCGCCCGCUAAAGUACCCCGUCCAUCCCUGUUUCCAUCCUCUCCUACCAAGCGCGCCGGCAAGCUCUUCACCUUGCCCAACCUCCCCAGAACGCCCUCGAAGAAGCGAAACAAGGCUGACGAGCUUACCCCCUUCCCUUCGCCCGCCAAGAACCGCUCGCCGACUCGCCGGCCUCACUCGCCGCAUAAAGCGUCCCCCGUCAAGAUCACCUCUUCGCUUGCGCCAGAUGUUGCGAGGGCACUGAAGGCACAGAAGGCUGCAAUUCUGCGGGCAAUCAACUCUCAUGAUGGGAUUGACUACAAUGAACCGGUAGUGGAGAAUGCAGGCGAGGCAGAUGAUGAAGAGCAAGAGCCGCAUCCGAAUGAGGUGACGCUGGAGGAGCUGACGGCACUGUUGCACGGGACGAUCAGGCGAGGGGAGGGCAACAGCUGCUUUGUACUAGGGCCGCCGGGGAGUGGGAAAUCAGCUAUCUUCGAGCAGAGCCUCACCCACGCUGGUGGCAAGCCCAUCGUCAUCCGGCUCUCCGGGAUCGCGCAGACCUCGGACAAGCUCGCUAUGCGAGAGAUUGCCUACCAGCUAACCCAGCAAACGGGCACCACGUACCUCAGUGGCGGUGAUGACGAAGACGACGAAGACGAAGACGCGCCACCACCCGACGCCGACGACGGUGCCGAGGCGCCCCCCACCCUGACCCAAGACGCCGACGAGAACCCCUUCGUCGUCUCCUCCGCCGACCCCGGCGCCCUAUCCCCCACCCACGGCAACGUCUCCCUCCCUCCCGCCGCGCAGCUCCCCGCGCUCAUCUCCAUCCUCACCACGCUCGACCGGCCCGUCGUCCUCCUCCUCGACGCCAUCGACCUCUUCGCGCUGCACCCGCGGCAAGCCUUACUGUACUGCACGCUCGACGCCGUGCAGAGCUGCCAGGCGCAGCCCGGGCGGAACGGGCUGGCGGUCGUGGGGCUGACGGCCCGGCUGGACACGCUGUACCUGCUGGAGAAGCGCGUGAAGAGCCGGUUCUCGCAGCGGGUGAUGCGCACGGGGCCGGUGCGGUCGGCGGGGCAGUAUCAUCUGCUUGCGCGGCGAUUUUUGGAGGUGGGGGAGUUCAGUGAGAAUGAGGAGUGGGGGGACAAGUGGAGGGAGGCGGUGAGGAAGUUUAUGGGGGAGGCGGAGGUGGAGACGGUGUUGAGGGACACGUUCAGUUUGACGAGGGAUGUGAGGGUGUUGCAGAGGAUUUUGACGGGCAUGGUCGCACGUCUGACGCCUCAGGCACCUUUCCCGACUGCUGCGGCUCUGCAGGCUGCGGUAGCUUCGCAGCGCAUCCGUGAACCGUUCAGCUAUCUGCCUCACCUCUCCUACCCCGCCCUCUGUCUGCUCGUCGCCUGGAUGCACUGGGAUACGAUCGGUCACCCCGAGGUCAACUUCGAGAUGCUGCGCAAGUCAUUCGAGGACGCGUGCCAUACCUCAAAUGUGAUGCCCGUGACGGUCAACGGAGUCAGCAUUGGGAUGAUGCGGUGCUCGAAGGCGAUCAUGCUAGGGGCAUUCGAGGCGCUGAUCGACAUGCGCAUAUUCGUGCCCGUGGCGGCGCCGUCUGCGAGCGUUGGGAACACCUUUGUGAAGUACCGUUGCGCUAUUGAGCGGUAUGAUAUCAAGAAUGCGGUGAAUGUGGACGGGCAGGUGGCGUUGAAGAAGUGGAUGGCGAAGACGAUAUUGUAG